UGUCCACUGCCCGCCAUGCCUGAGGAGACCCAGGAAGACACUGUGGCACUGACAGCGAGCCCCAGGAGCAGGGCGCCACUGGCCCCCAGCCACACACAGGACGUGCGGCUGCACAGGGUGGAGUCCAUCAGUGACCUGCACAGCGGAGGUUCGCUGUGCCCCUACCUGGCCGAGGAGGCGCAGCCAUGGGACGAGCUGCUGGGCAUCUUGCCCCCGUCACUGUGUGCCCAGGCUGGCUGCGGUCCCCUGCAAGGCCGGGGAAGCUUUCUGAUGCUGCUGGCACUGCUGGUGCUCACCUGCCUGGCACUCGCCAUUCUGGCUGUCUAUCUGAGCGUGCUGCAGAGCGAGUCUCUCCGCGUGUUGGCACACACCCUGCGCACCCAGGAAGAGACGCUCCUCAGGCUCCGGCUGGCCAGCCUCAGCCAGCUGCGCAGGCUCAACUCCAGCGAGGCCCCCGCACCCAGCUGAGACACCACUGGGACUAGGGCUUGGGGAUGAGGGGGGGCCAGGGAUAAAGUGGCCAAGGCAGGCUUCUCCUGACCCACUAUUCUGCACUACUUCCUUGGUGAGGUUUCUGUACCAGAGUCUGACCUGACCACAUGCUACCCGCCUCUCCUGUCUUCAGGCCAGGGCUGGCCAGGUUUUCUGGUGCCAAGGCCCUGGUUUGGGUGGCCCAAGGUCAGAGGAAGCAAUACCAGCCUCCUGGCUCCUUCUGUGGCCUGUCAGCAGCUUCUGGCUUCCCCCAGACGUAGGUUCAAAUCUAGAAAUAGCUGCCCCCACCCCAGUUGCCCAAACUCUGCCAGGCCUCCCAGCAGGGAUCCAGCCUCAGCGCUCAAGCAGGAGAGCUCUGAGGAUGGGGAGGACGGCCACCUGAGGAGACGGUCUCAGAAGGCAAA
Molecule: messenger RNA, 896 nt
Organism: Enhydra lutris kenyoni (northern sea otter)
Lineage: Eukaryota; Metazoa; Chordata; Mammalia; Carnivora; Mustelidae
Product: leucine rich single-pass membrane protein 2
Exons: 4
Coding region: 16-468 (150 amino acids)
Source: RefSeq, a predicted model, not a curated record